UAUAAGUAUUUCUUACGAUGGCAACUCGACGUUCCGUGUUCCAAACGUGCUCCUCUGGUAUAAUUUGCCAAAUAUAAAACAUCCCAAAAUUUCAUCCCCUUUUAUAUUCAGUAUGUAUUCAGAUUUCAGAUCCUUCCAUUCCCAGACUUCCCCUGCUUCCUCCCUGUUUCCUUGGCUCCAUUCCAUCUCCGCCCUCUCCGCAGCGCUCUUAAACCCGCGGCAGCCACGACCAGGGACUCUCCAGGUCCAAGAAUCCAUCCCGAGACCACCGAGAUGGAGCUGAGGAUGGCUCCCGCCUCGCCGCCAACGCCGCCGCCGCCCGCGAAGGACUUCCGGCUCGACAGCGCGGCCACGAGCCCGUACGCCACGGCGCCGUCCAGCCCGCGCGGUCGCCUCGUCCGGGACGAGGGAGCGGCGGGCGGCCCGUUCCUGACGGCGCCGCCGUCGCCCAACCCGUUCGACAUCCUGCCGCCGGCCACCGCGCGGCUCACCGGCGCCAACCCAUUCGACCUCUUCCAGCACUUCACCAGCGCGCCCGCCAGCCCACGGCGCGCCGCGGCCAUAUACGCGCACUUCGCCGAGGGGAACGGCGGGCGCGAUGGGGAUGGCGAGGAGGGCAGCGACGGCGACGAGGAGUUCCAGCCGCGCGGGUCGUACGCCACGGGCGGCUCGUCCGUGCCGUUCGACUGGGAGGAGCGGCCCGGGACGCCGAAGAGGGGGAUCGGCGGCGGCGGGGCCGCGAGCGAGGCGGCGUGGGACACGGACUUCGAGUUCGGCACCAUCGCCGACAAGGCUGCGCCGGCAGAGACGCUGACGACGGCCGACGAGCUCUUCGAGGAGGGGAAAAUCAGGCCUUUGAAGCCGCGGUUCAAGACGGCCGAGGAGCCCAAGGUUCGUCCGCUGAAGCCGCCGCCAGGGCUGCUUGACGGCGGGAGCGUCGCGUCAUCGCCGCGGUCGCCGAUGGCGAGAGGCGGCAUGCGGUCGCCGCGGCGGCGGAGCAGGGUCGGCUCUGGCUUCGACUUCGACCCGUUCGCCGCCGCGCUGCUGGAGGCGACCAAGGCGCCCUCCCCGCUCGGCGGCAAAGAAGCCAACGGCGGCGUCGCCCCAGGCUCUCCGCCCAAGAAACUGGCCCCGCGUCCCGCGUCGAGGAGUACCGGGUGGAGGAGGUGGCGGCUCAGCGACCUCCUCCUGUUCCGGAGCUCGUCCGACGGCGGCCGUGCCAACAAGCAGGACCCUAUCUUCAAGCCGGCGCAGCAGUUCGACGCGCCCGUCAAGAAGGCGUUCGCGCAGCCGGCGCUGACGAUCAAAGCCAGCGGCAAAGGCGACGACGUGGACAAGGCCAAGAAGCAUGGCAACAGGAGCGCGGCCGCGGCGGCGGAGAGCGUCGCCGGGUGCGCCCGGCUGAGCCCGCUGCAACGGCUGGCCAAAGGGCUCGGCGCGUACUCGUGGCACUACGGCCGCGACAUGGCGGCGCCGGCGACCAAAGGGUGAAGAAGAGUCCGAGUCGUUAGCCGUAUUGCUUUGCCCGGUUCUUGUCCAUACAAGAGGCGAUUUUUUUUUCCCUUUUCGUUUUUUCUUCUUUGCAUAGUGUUGAAACCAUGUACAAGUGCAAUUUGCCGCCAACACUGUUCUUGGUGCUGGUUUCUCUCUCUCUCUCUUUGUGGAGCUUGACUGUACUGUCGUGUCCUAUUUGCAGAAGAGAUUAUACGAUGAUGCCAGAAUAUUGUUAA
Panicum hallii is the source of this 1730-nucleotide messenger RNA. Its product is annotated as translation initiation factor IF-2-like. NCBI's taxonomy places the organism in Eukaryota, Viridiplantae, Streptophyta, Magnoliopsida, Poales, Poaceae. The transcript has a single exon. Bases 274 to 1491 code for a protein of 405 amino acids. The record is from RefSeq and is a predicted model, not a curated record.